GCUGGACAGUGACAAGCCUCAGUUCAGGCAGCUCCGGACGGCCCGAUGCAAGCCAAACGAUGACCAGUUGUGGCCAGCGGUCCCUGAACGUGGUCACCGUCCUCUCGCUGCUGAUUUCGGCAGUCUUGUCCGCGCAUUUCCGGGUCUGUGAGCCAUACACGGACCACAAAGGCCACUACCACUUCGGCUUCCACUGCCCCCGGCUCUCGGACAACAAGAGCUUCAUCCUGUGCUGUCACCAUAACAACACGGUUUUCAAAUACUGCUGCAACGAGACGGAGUUCCAGGCGGUGAUGCAGGCGAACCUCACGGCCAGCUCCGAGGGCUACAUGCACAACAACUACACCGCCCUGCUGGGCGUGUGGAUCUACGGCUUCUUCGUGCUGAUGCUGCUGGUCCUGGAUCUUUUGUAUUACUCGGCAAUGAACUACGACAUCUGCAAGGUUUACCUGGCGCGUUGGGGCAUCCAGGGACGGUGGAUGAAACAGGACCCGCAGCGGUGGUGGGACAGGGUCCCCGUCACGGGACAGGAGGUGAGCGAGCCAGCUGUGUUCAUCUGGGAGAAGAGGCCGGGCCUGCAGGUGCGGGUGCGGAUCCGCCUGGCUCCUCCGGAGAACCGGAGCCAAUUAGAUAGAGACGCAUAA
Messenger RNA from Miniopterus natalensis, 644 nucleotides. RefSeq names its product shisa like 1 (gene SHISAL1). The record is from RefSeq and is a predicted model, not a curated record. NCBI's taxonomy places the organism in Eukaryota, Metazoa, Chordata, Mammalia, Chiroptera, Miniopteridae.